AUGCCUCGCUCUACCCUCCUCGCUGCCCUCUCGCUGCUAGCCCCGAGGGCCCUGGCAGAGGGCCAAGCAACCCCAGAGCCCAUCGCAGUCCCUGUCCCAGGCGGCUGCUCGGGCCUGCCCCUCUACGACGCCUCGACCGGCAUCGCCGGCCCAUGGGUAAUCCAAACAAACCAAUGCACCAACACCACCGCGCCGGGGCAACCCUGCACGAUCGAAGGCUACGGCGACAGCGUCGUCAUGCGCUAUCAGUCCGGCGUGUCCGGCAUCUACCAGGGCUAUGUCACAAUCGUCCCCCGCAACGACCUCGCCAAGACCCCCCUCCGCUGCAACGACGCCACCUCCUCCAUCGAAGGCCGCGUGCCCUGGGGCGUCAGCGGCGUGGCUUGGAAGACCGUUAAUGUCAGCGACAUGGCGUGGUCUGCGCCCCUGAUGUGGGGGCUGGACGCGGCGUUUAGCCGCGCGGUGGAGCCGUACCACCACUACGUCAACGGCGUGCGCCAGGACGGGGUUUUCCUGGGUGCGGGCAAUGUCACCCGGUGGGGGGUGAAGUAUUAUGAGACGUCGGCGGGGAGUUGGGGGUGGCCGUAUUGGAUGCUGAGGUUGUUGGGGCCUGGGAGUGAGGAUCGGGCGACUGGGGAGGCGUUGAAGCAGGGGGAGUCGACGACGUUUAUUCGGAUUUAUGGGAGUUGA
This is a messenger RNA of Aspergillus clavatus NRRL 1, 690 nucleotides long. RefSeq lists its product as uncharacterized. Bases 1 to 690 code for a protein of 229 amino acids. The record is from RefSeq and is a predicted model, not a curated record. NCBI's taxonomy places the organism in Eukaryota, Fungi, Ascomycota, Eurotiomycetes, Eurotiales, Aspergillaceae. The transcript has 2 exons.